This is a messenger RNA of Zychaea mexicana, 1854 nucleotides long. RefSeq lists its product as uncharacterized. The record is from RefSeq and is a predicted model, not a curated record. The transcript has a single exon. Lineage: Eukaryota; Fungi; Mucoromycota; Mucoromycetes; Mucorales; Lichtheimiaceae. Bases 103 to 1662 code for a protein of 519 amino acids. Gene Ontology annotation, molecular function: nucleosome binding; histone binding.
UUUUUUACUCAACCCAACAUUGAAAUCGCGCAUCCCUUUAUCAGAAAAACACACAGCUCCCUUCCCACACAACCCCUCUCCUCCUCUUCGCAACUGUACAUAAUGACUUCUUGGCUUAGCAGUGUUGACAAUGCCAAACUACGCGAAUCUGUCGAAAAGUUAAUAGCAGCCUAUCCCGACAGUUUACAGGUCGUCCAAAACCUGAUAACCUAUUAUAACAACAAACUCGCGUCCGCCGCUGAUCGAUCAACAACAGAAGAGGAAGAACGCGAACGCAAAAAACCCAAGAUCGAUUCUUUACAAGACGACAUUAUAGCCACCGUUUCAGACAUUUCAUUUCAAUCGCCAGGACGGAGAAAGUUCAAUCUUUUGCUUACAUCAACACAAUUGGUGCUUAUAAACCCAAAGAACAAUGAAAGCGAGUUCAAGUUUGCCAUAAGCAAUAUUCAGUCAUGUUAUUGCGUGCCUAGUCCGGCGCCUGCCAAGGGUCAUACCUUUGCCCUUUUUUUCAACCAGCCAGACACGGAUCCAAUUGUUUUUGCAGUCCAGCAAAAGGGUGACAUGCUUAUUCAACGACCGGAUCAGAAACAGCAGCAGCCCGUAUCAGAAGACAACAAGCACACAGCCAUCAUGCAAUUGCUUCAAGAAUGUGGAUUACGGACGAUGAGUCCGUCUAAACAGGUGUAUCUAUCAACUGUUGUAUCGGCUACCACCGGUAAACGGCUCGAUGAAGAUCGAUUCUAUGCGAACGUGCAUUUGAAGAAUAAAGAGGGAUGCCUUUACUUCUUACCAGAAGGAAUCCUGUUCGGCUUCAAGAAACCAAUCGUUUUCUUUCCCUUAUCGUGUCUCGCCUCCACAUUUUAUAGCGGCAUCACACAGCAUACGUUCGAUCUGUCAUUAGUUUUGCGCAAGUCACGACGGCCACUUGGUUCGACAAUAACAGGCUUCAACAUCAAGGAUGACGAAGAGGCGACGGUAGAAUUCUCAAUGAUAGAACAGUCGGAAUAUGGCGGUAUCGAUGCAUAUAUAAAAAAGGUCGGAAUCAACGACAAGAGCAUGAGCGAAGAAAACAUGGCACCAGAAACAAAAGCACGAAUGGCUGCUGCUGCUGACUGCCAUGAUGAUGGAACGGCGGCCGCACCUGGAGACGACCAUAACCAGGAAGACGACGACGAGGAAGACGAUACCGACUUUCAACCGAGCGAUGGUGACGAUGAUCCACUUGAAUACGAUUCCGAUGCUGGGAGCUCACAAGAUGGUGUAGGUGUUGAGGACGAGGACGAAGAGAUGAUGGACGAAGAUGAUGACGAACACAAUGGCAACGCAAGCGAAGAUAUUGCAGAAGAAACCGGCGAAGACGAGAUAGACGGGUCACGGCUGACGAGCAACGCCAGCGAUCGAGACCUAGUCACUGAGGAGGACGAUGACGAUAGGGAUGGUGAGCAAGAUAUCACCAAGACCGACAAUGAAAGUGACGAAGAAGUAGAAGAAGAGUUCGCUGCAACCGAGGACGACGUAGAGGAGGAGGAAGGCGAUGAUGUAGGGAGUGAGAGUUUGGGGAGCAGUAGUGAAGACGACAUCGAUGAAGACAUGAGGGUUGCAAAGGCAGGACCUACAAUCUUACCUGAAGAUGCCAAGGACGAGCUUGAAGAUAGCGACUAGAACUCUUUCUUUUGAUUUUUCCUUCGUUUUAUUGUAAUUUAAUUGCCUGCACUCAACAAACAUAAAAGAUACCUGCAAAAAAGAGCUUCUUUACAGCACAGCUUUAUUGUCGCUGCGUGUGUGUGAAUCUGGAUGUGUGAGCUGUUUGUGUGUGUGACCCCACUCAACGCGGGAGAGUUGGAGAGGGGCCAG